Aspergillus neoniger CBS 115656 is the source of this 1588-nucleotide messenger RNA. RefSeq names its product NRDE family protein. The record is from RefSeq and is a predicted model, not a curated record. Gene Ontology annotation, biological process: Golgi organization; protein secretion. NCBI's taxonomy places the organism in Eukaryota, Fungi, Ascomycota, Eurotiomycetes, Eurotiales, Aspergillaceae. The transcript has 3 exons. The coding region runs from base 183 to 1181 and encodes 332 amino acids. Gene Ontology annotation, cellular component: Golgi apparatus.
CCAAUUCUGCUCAUCGAAUUCAGAAACCCUGUUACUAGUUGUCAUUGGAAUCAGACAAUCUCCCCGAAACUUGUGAUUGUAUAUCAAUAGUACUCGCCGCCUGAUCCUGCUCGCCUGUCAAUAUCCCUACUACACCAGUACCCCCUUCCUACCUGCAUCCUCUGUCCCCCAGAAACGUCGCAAUGUGUAUCGCGCUAUUAUCCACCGCACAUCCUUCCUAUCCCUUGAUCAUCAUCAACAACAGGGAUGAAUACAUACGUCGACCGACAUCUCCCGCUGGCUGGUGGCCUUCACCAGAGUCCAACAUCUUAGGUGGCCGUGAUCUAGCGCGAGAGCCACAUGGCACAUGGAUGGGGGUGACCAGAGAAGGCAAAGUGGCAGUAUUGACCAACUACCGCGAAAAUACAUCAGAACAAGCCAUUGGGGCGAAGAGUCGGGGAGCCAUUGUAUGUAGCUGGCUUGCUGCGCCUUCUGACGAGGAGCGGUCAACCCGGAAAUAUGUGCAGGAUAUGGUUGCGAGUCCCACCGCCAGGAAUGUCGGUGGGUUCAGCCUGCUCUGUGGAUACAUCAAUGAGCCCCUGGCAAUCGUCUCCAAUCGCUCAUCCACCAUGGACCAAAUUGCAUGGGUCGCCACGAAAUCGGGCCAGACGUUGGGCCUCAGUAACACAGUCUUCGAGGAUCGCUCAUGGCCUAAGAUCCUUGACGGCGAAAGACUAAUGAAUGAAGCCAUUGCUACGCACGUGCAGGCUGGGGAGGACGAAGAUGCUCUUAUUACCCGAUUCCUUGAUAUGCUGAGCACCAAUACCCUCCCGACGCUCUCAGAAGAUGCGACUGCGGAGGACUACCUUCCGUAUUUUCGGAAGAGCAUCUUCAUUCCUGUCCUGGGUGCUCACGAGAAACCCCCCAAGCCGGCACACACUGUAUCUCCUGUGUGUGUGGAUAGCACGCAUGCGAAUGGUGCUGCGGGCGGGGAGCACCAUGCAAUGGAUCUGUCAUUCCUGCAUGGGCCGUAUGGCACUCAACAACAAACGGUAGUCCUGGUAAGUGACGAUGGACGAGUGCGGUAUUUUGAACGCACACUAUAUGACAACGAUGCGAACGCGAUCCCGAUCGGCCAGGGUGAUAGAUCAUUCGAAUUUCAUGUCGGCCAACACAACAACGAAGCCGACAGAAUCUCAUGAGUCGCCUAUCAUGUCCUGGGGUGCUCCGAACAGUAUCCAUAGCAAUCUAAUUCUCCGCUCACGGCCUUCCAAUCGGCCUCGGUGGUUGUGGCUAUGUAAAUAUUUAUAACGGCGUGCAAUAUAAAAUAGCCCUAAAAUAGUAAACCAAGGUCAAUAGCUCCGGGAAAGUCGAUUGCGAUAUGGAGUGAAUAAAUAGUAAGCCUCCUAGAAGCCCGUAGAAGCCGGCCAUUGCCACAAUCAAUACUUAGCCGGCCGAAAAGUGACAUGCCAUGUUUGCUUCUAGAGUUAUUCCGGGUGAAAUAACAUCGGGGAAUCCUGAAGUCCUGGCAGAUUAGGAGGCCAUAUUAAUGGCUUGAGGGGAUUAUUGUACUAUUGAUUUUUUUUUUUUUUGGCCAGCCUCGGGAUUA